UUUGUGUACCAUUUUACGUUGUCAUUAUCAUAAUUCAAGGGAACAGUUAUUCAAUAUAAUUUUUAGUUUAAUUAACAAGCUGCUUGGUUAAAGUUUACAUUGAGUAAAGUUGAUUGAGUUGUAGGCAAGACACGAUUUAUUCGAAAUGAUUUCUUCACCAGAACGACCAAUGAAACGUCGCACCGGCGGAUUGUACCAUGGAGCUCAUGCUCCUAAAGUUACCCUGACUGAGGAUCAAGUAGAAGAGAUUCACGAUGCCUAUAUCGCUAAUCCUCAUACAUACCUCCCGAAGUAUUCAGCUCAGAGGAUACCAGUGACAAAACCCAUCUACGUAUGUGAAGAUAAAGAAGCUUGUCUGUAUGCUCAUAACAAAUUACGAUCGUACCACAGCGUUGAAACAUUAGCUUGGGAUGAAAGACUGGUGAAAGACUCGAAGAAUUGGGCAAUUUAUUUACUGGAGAAUGAUUAUUUUGAACAUGAUAGCUGUUACCCUGAUGGUGAGAAUUUGUAUUUAAUGCCAUCAGAUCCUAAUUGGAAUCGCAUCUAUCAAGCUGUUCAAAUGUUUUACGAAGAAAUUGCGAAGUACAAUUUUGAACAUCCUGAAAUUUAUGAAACAAACGAACAAGCAUUUAAACAGAUUGGUCAUUUUUCCCAAAUUGUUUGGAAGGAAACAAACAAAAUUGGAUCUUGCGUGGCUUUUGAUAAUGCAUCAAAGAAGACCAUAAUUGUUUGUAGAUAUAAUAUUGGACAGAGUUAUGACUUUUCCACUCAAGUUCCGCAGCAAGUUGUAAAUGAUAAUGGCGAAUUAUUCAUUCCACAAUGCGAAGAUCUUAUCUGGGAAAACGAUGUUAAGCCAACCUUGCAUCGAGUGGAUCACUACAUGAUGUAACAACCUUGCAUCAAGUGGAUCACUACAUGAUGUAACUUGUUUGUUAAGUAUACCAUAUUGAUACAAUAAGUUGGUUCUAAACACUAAAUGAUAAUGGCAAUUUUUGAAAAUACAAACAUGUACAACCCACUUUAUUAAUUUUUGAAAAAAAGAUAAAAUUUCCCUUGCU
Hydractinia symbiolongicarpus is the source of this 1058-nucleotide messenger RNA. Its product is annotated as venom allergen 5 2-like. The record is from RefSeq and is a predicted model, not a curated record. The transcript has 7 exons. Bases 146 to 889 code for a protein of 247 amino acids. NCBI's taxonomy places the organism in Eukaryota, Metazoa, Cnidaria, Hydrozoa, Anthoathecata, Hydractiniidae. Gene Ontology annotation, cellular component: extracellular region.